UGACGGGAGGCUGUGACUGCGGGAGGGUUUCGGUGCGUUCCAUCACGCAGCGUUUGCAGGUUAACAUCCACGCAGGAGGCAUCAGCAUCGUUCAUAUCUUUCACAGUCGCCACCACUGUCACCGGCAUUAUGACGGCACGCUAAUCAUGGUGUUGAUCUUCACCAGUCUGAUGGGCAAAGUCAUGUUCGGCACCGAUAUUGUUCCACUAUAACUAACAUCAGUAUCGGCACCAAAAGCGGUCAGCACCAACAUCGUAAAUACACUUUUCUCUAAUAAUAAUAAUCAUUAUCAUCAUCAUCAUCAUAACAUCGCCACUUUAAUAAUCAGCACAGUAUUAUUAGAAUCAUCGAACGCAUCAUCACAAUCACCACCACCUUGACCAUCACUACCCUCCACUCUAAUUCACAUCAUCAUCAUAAUCAUCCUAGAGUCAGCAUUACAAUAAUUGCCAUCAUCUGUUCAUCUCGUGCUCAGCGCUCCCAUUCGCUGUCGGUCAUUCUCAAUGACGAUGUUGGUUGUCUACUCGAAACUGCCUUGGUAGGAGUCUGCAACACACGUACAGGGAGAGCGUCAUUUCAACACGGACUGGCGCCAUGAACAGCAAGCGCCACUCCUUCAUCGGCCGCUACGACGAUUUCCCCGAGGUCACCGUCCUCAACGGCUUCGGGCCCCGGGGCUCCGGCGAGUCGGGCCGGACCCUCUCCCUCGAGGCCCGGCUGAGUCCCCAGCCGGGUGACCGUGGCUCCGCCGCCGGCGGUGGCAGCGGCGGCACCACCAACGGAGGGGGCCCGUGCUCGAGUCGCUGGAGCGCUCGCGAGCUCUUCCUGCUGUCCGCGUGCGCCCUGGCCCUGGGGCUCUGCGUGGUGCUCGGCUGCGUGCUGCUGCUCAGGCACAUCUCGGAGACGCGAUCGCCGGCACCGCCGCCGCCUCCGCCGGCACCGCCGCCGCCGCCGCCGUCCGGCAGCGGCAGCGGCAACCAGCGGUGGCCCGCGUCGUCCGCGUGCAACCCCAGGGGCCGCUGCUUCGCCAAGGCGGCGCGUUUCGUGGCGCACAACGUAGACCCCUCGGUGGACCCGUGCGCGGACUUCUACGCGUUCGCGUGCGGCGGCUGGCUGGCGAGGCACUCCAUUCCCGAGGACAAGCUGAGCUACGGCCUGGUCACGGCCAUCGCGGAGCAGAACGAGGACAAGCUGGCCAAGCUCCUGCACGGCCCCAUCGCGGCCCGAGGAGCCGCCGAGCGGCGGGACGCCUCGCCGAGGUCGCCGCUGGCGGCGGCGCGCUCGUCGUCGAAGUCGCCCUCGAGGAAGUCGUCGUCAAAGUCAUCGGCGGUGGAAGCGCCUUCGUCCAUGUCGUCGUCAUCUGCAGCAGCGGCAGCAGCGGCAGCGUCAUCGACGACGUGGUCCUCAUCGUCGUCGUCGUCGUCGGCACCACCGUCUCCAUUAUCUGCAGAGCACAAAGCCAAGGCGUUCUUCCGCUCGUGCAUGGACAUGGAAGAGCUGGAGCGGCUGGGCGGGGAGCCCAUGCUGGAGGUGAUCCGUGCGUGCGGUGGCUGGGACGUGCUGGGCUCCUGGAGGCCCAGCAGCUGGAACUUCGACGAGCUGCUCUUCCGAGCGCAGGGCAUGUUCAGCACCUCCGUCUACUUCUCCAUAUCCGUGAACGUCGACGACAAGAACUCCAGCCGCAACAUCAUCCGGAUAGACCAAGAGGGACUCACCCUGCCUGAGCGGUCCCUCUACCUGGGACAGGAUGAAGAAAGCCUCAAGGUGAUCAAGGCCUACAAAGUGCUGAUGAACAAGAUCACCACCCUGCUGGGAGCCAGGAACGCCAGACACAAGCUGGAGGACGUCUUUGAGUUUGAACAGCAGCUGGCCAACAUCACAUUGUCAGAGUCAGACCCCUUGAGACGGGACAUCAAUAACAUGUACAACAAAAUGAAAUUGAGGGACCUUCAUCAUUUGGCUCCAGCUAUCAACUGGAGGCAAUUUCUGGAGCAGAUUUUUAGAAAGCGGAUUUCAGAAGAUGAAGAAGUCGUGGUUUUAGCUACGACCUACAUCAAGAAACUCUCCCAUCUCCUCUCUACCACUCCUGUCAGGGUGCUGCACAACUACAUGCUCUGGCGGGUCGUCAUCGUGCUGAGCACGCACCUCUCGCCGCCGUUCCGCGCCGCGCUGCACGACUUCUCGCGCGAGGUGGACGGAGCCGAGAAGGAGGUGGACCUGGAGCGCCUCUGCUUGACGCAGGCUAACAAGUACUUCGGCAUGGUGCUCGGGGCCCUCUUCGUCCGCGAACACUUCUCCCUGCACAGCAAGCAGAGGGUUCAGCAGAUGGUGGAAGACAUCAAGCAUGCCUUUGACCAGCGGCUGGAGGAGCUGGGCUGGAUGGAUGAAAAGACCAAGGACGCAGCACGAGGAAAGCUGCAGUACAUGAUGGAUAUGAUCGGCUAUCCCGAGUUUCUUGGGAAGAUGGACGAAGUCGAUAAGGAAUACGGAUUUGAAGUCAACGAGAAGUCGUAUUUCAAGAACAUCCUCAACAGCAUCGAGUUCAACAUCAACGUGUCGAUCCACAAGAUUCAUCAGAAGGUGGAGCGCAACGUGUGGCUGCUUCCUCCUCAAACUCUCAACGCAUAUUAUCUGCCCACUCACAACCAGAUGGUCUUUCCAGCUGGUAUCCUCCAGCCCACGCUCUAUGACCCUGAGUUCCCACAAUCCAUGAACUAUGGGGGAAUUGGGACCAUCAUCGGUCAUGAGCUCACGCACGGAUACGAUGACUGGGGCGGGCAGUAUGACAGACACGGAAAUCUGAAACAGUGGUGGACAGCGGAUUCGUACGGCAAGUUUCUGGAGCGAACAGAAUGCGUCGUGAAGCUGUACAACAACUUUACCAUCAACAAGCAGAACGUGAAUGGAAAAUUAACGCUGGGAGAAAACAUUGCUGACAUGGGAGGACUGAAGCUAGCGUAUCAUGCUUAUCAGAAGUGGGUGCGUGAGAAUGGGCCCGAGCCUCCCCUGCAGGGCAUGGCCUACACCCACGAGCAGCUCUUCUUCGUUGCCUUCGCACAGAACUGGUGCAUGAAGAGAAGACCGCAGUCUCUCUACCUUCAGCUGCUCACAGACAAGCACUCGCCCGAGAACUACAGGGUGCUGGGCAGCGCGUCUCAGUUCGACGAGUUCGGCAGGGUGUUCCACUGCCGGCGAGGCACCCCCAUGAACCCUCAGCACAAGUGCUCCGUGUGGUGACGAAAACGCACGUGUACCACCACCACCCCACGUGUUCAACCCGGCCGCAGGGACACCACGUGACACGUGUAUGCGUGCCAGAGAGGGGGGCCGCUGCUCGGGCUCGCGGGUGCGAUGAGUUCGACGGCCGAGUUUGACCCCCCAGAUUGAUGCGGUCUUUGGAUGUAUUUCGAUGUUAAAGGAAGCAGAGCAAAUGUUGGGCUGGGUGGCUCAAAGCGAGGGCCUCCAUAAUGCUGGGCUUAUGUAUUUGGAUUAACGCUCGCGAGAAAGAGGAUCACGCGUGUGGUUAGUUUGGCGGUUAUAGCCCGCUGUCACUGGUAAUUUGCACAAGUGUCAAUGCGUGUUAAUUAUUGUCAGUGGCACCACAUGCUGGCAUGGGAUUUGGAGAGUAUGCAUUUGUCCCAUACAUGGGUAGACAUUCCACAUUCCUAAGGCUUGGACCGGUCUGUCCUGAGAACAACUGCAGAACGAGAAUUUAUUCAUGAGGCACCUUGAAACUAAACUUCAGCUACAAAGUGCAAGAUAUAACGGAAGAGCAGUGAUGUAACAGUGUUGAAAGUGAACAUAAUUUAAGCGGGAAAGGCGAAAUGUAAUGUGCUAUGAACACGGUGCCACGUGUUCGAUUCCUGCCCACGGUUAGGGCCGUUCAUAAAUGACGUCA
This is a messenger RNA of Lethenteron reissneri (Far Eastern brook lamprey), 3898 nucleotides long. It is a transcript of the gene ECEL1, whose product is annotated as endothelin converting enzyme like 1. Gene Ontology annotation, biological process: protein processing. The record is from RefSeq and is a predicted model, not a curated record. Gene Ontology annotation, cellular component: plasma membrane. Lineage: Eukaryota; Metazoa; Chordata; Hyperoartia; Petromyzontiformes; Petromyzontidae. Gene Ontology annotation, molecular function: metalloendopeptidase activity.